Messenger RNA from Aspergillus calidoustus, 426 nucleotides. NCBI's taxonomy places the organism in Eukaryota, Fungi, Ascomycota, Eurotiomycetes, Eurotiales, Aspergillaceae. The record is from the annotation of a GenBank genome assembly.
AUGCCUCCUAGAUCUUCCAAGAAGAGAGAAGGCAAGGCGCCACUGGCGUCGGCGGAUCCUCCGGUAAAAAGAGGUAGCGAGGCCUACAGCGGCAGCAACCGCACCUCCAUUCCCCAGCGUCGCGCCAAACCAGUAACUAGACGUAUCAUCACCCAAGACAAUCGAAUCGUCACCUGGGGUUCGAACAUUGACGGGGCAUUGGGGAGGGAUACGACAGGGGAUCCAUAUGACGAUGACGAUGAUGAUGACGAAGAAGAAGACGAGGACGAGGACGAGGACGAGAAUGGGAAUGGGAAUGGGAAUGGGCCUGCGAAUGGAACUGCAAAUGGGACUGCAAAUGGAACUGGGAACGGGGAUAGCGGUGGGGGUUAUCCCAACUGGCCCAACGAGCCCAACGAUGACGACCCCAACGAUGCCGACUACUAG